Poecilia latipinna (sailfin molly) is the source of this 2020-nucleotide messenger RNA. RefSeq names its product zinc and ring finger 2b (gene znrf2b). The record is from RefSeq and is a predicted model, not a curated record. Gene Ontology annotation, biological process: proteasome-mediated ubiquitin-dependent protein catabolic process; protein K48-linked ubiquitination. NCBI's taxonomy places the organism in Eukaryota, Metazoa, Chordata, Actinopteri, Cyprinodontiformes, Poeciliidae. Gene Ontology annotation, cellular component: cytoplasm; intracellular membrane-bounded organelle; membrane. The coding region runs from base 449 to 1123 and encodes 224 amino acids. The transcript has 5 exons. Gene Ontology annotation, molecular function: ubiquitin protein ligase activity.
CUCGAGCUUUGUUAGCACGAAUCUCCUUGGUGCCGCUGAGAAACGGUUUGCUUCAGACUUUCUCCUCCAUCACUUCCUCCUGGGCAGCAAUGUGCUGCCGGGGGGCGAGCUGCGAGGAGCCGGCCGCUCAGGUGCGAUGCUGCAGCGGGCAGUGAGGAGCGCUUGGCCGGCUCAGACCAGGAGGGGACCUACGGUACCUGCAGCACGAGAGCAACAAUGGUCACGGCGUCUAAACUUUCCCACGCAUCUCCAGCUGGAGUAACGGAUGGCUGAUCGAACUUCUCCCUGGCUGAUGGGAUCUUAGCAACGGACAGUUUGUUUCUUUUGUUUUCUUCCAGCACCUUUGUCCCGGUACCUAUAUCUGUCCCGGGCGGAAAUCUGGUGCACUGUCCCGCUGCGGCUCGUAGACUGCCUCUUUAAAUAUCACAGCCAAACAGCGGAGGUUAACAUGGGGGCAAAACAGAGCAGCCCCUCGCCCAACUCUGCCGCUAACGGACGAACCAGAGCCUACUCCGGCUCGGACCUUCCGUCCUCUACUUCCAGCAGCGGCAGCGGCGGCAGGACCGCCGCAGCGGGGGCAAGGGGGCGGCACCGCGCACACGGCGUGUCCAGAGCCACUGGAGCCGCGUCCAGCUCCGGUCACCCACACGGAGCCAGGCCCAGGUCCGCGGGGGGCUCCGGGGGUCCUUUCGCCAGAGCCCAGUCCGGCAUCAACAUACCGAGCAGUAGCGGCGUCUACAGCUCACCGGAGUCCGGUGGCAGCAGCCCGGAGGAAGCAGCGGACAGGGACCGAAGAGGGAACGAUGGUCAUCGUCUGGUGAUAGGAUCAUUACCCGCUCACCUGUCGCCUCACCUGUUCGGAGGGUUCAAGUGUCCAGUGUGCUCCAAGUAUUUGUCCUCAGAUGAGAUGGAUCUUCACCUGGUUUUGUGUUUAACCAAACCACGCGUCACGUAUAACGAGGACGUCCUGCCUAAGGAUGCAGGAGAAUGUGCAAUCUGCCUGGAGGAGCUGCAGCAGGGAAACACCAUCGCCCGCCUGCCCUGCCUCUGCAUCUAUCACAAAGGCUGUAUCGACGAGUGGUUUGAGGUGAACAGAUCGUGUCCGGAGCACCCGGCAGAUUAAAGCUUCCUUUGCACAGGUAACCCACUCUGACAGAAUGAAGCUCGGAUCCAGCCAGACUGUCGGACCCCGCCAACACUGUGAUUGGCUGACCCGUCCCGCCCCUUCCCAAACAACCAACCGCACGGUGUAGAACCGCAGUAUGCCAAAUCUCUUUGGAGGAAUCUUCAGGGAUAUAAACUAUGUGUGUGUGUUUUUUUUUGGGGGGGGGGGUUUAUGUUUGAGUUGCACUUUCUUUUUAUUCUCCCAAUGAAUGGACACAUCUGCUCAGUCAGGCCUGACGUUCCAUCAGGACAGGAGCAGGGUGGUGCUGCUGCUGCUGUAGCUCAGCUCCGCUGCCCUCCUCUCUCCUCCUCCGUCAGCGUCGGUUUUUUUCUCCCAGUGCCUUGUUUGCAGCAAUGCUGAGCACCGAGCGGGAUGGGACAGGAGCUCUCUGCUGCAGAAUCAUCUCACCAUAACUGCCAUUAAAGCAGCCGGGAGCCGGGCGGCCCCUGUCUGCACCGGCAGCUGUCGCCAAACGGUGCCAAUCAACUGUGAAAACCGUCCGUCACACGUCUCAUGAGUGCUUUUUAACCCCGAACCGUGCAGCAGGGCUCUGCAGAUGCAACGCCGACUGCAUCAGUUACCAGCCUCAGGCCUCUGCAGGCUGCCGGUGCCAGCAGGAGAAAAGCAAAAAGCUCAUUUUAUUCUUCCAUUUCAAGAAGUUUUACGACAGCACUUUCUCUACCUUGGCAACAGGCUUCUCUUUUGCAUUGAUUUACAGAUACUUUAAUAUAUAGCUGUGUUGGGGAUUAUAGCAGAGUGUUUUAAAAGGGUGAGUAAAAUGAGACAAAACAAAAAAAAAACUUUGGGGAAGUGCGCCCAUCCAGAGCAAAACGGGGAAAAACAUGUAGUUGAAUU